AUGGAUACGAUAAGCGACUUGCCUGAUACGCUACUAUUGAAAAUAUUGUCUUCACUGCCUGCGAAAGAUGUGGUAGCCACAAUGGUUUUGUCAAAACGGUGGCAAACGCUUUGGAUGUUGGUGCAUAAACUUGAGUACGAUGAUAGCUAUCAGAAUCCUAAGUAUGAAAGAUUUUCACAAUUUGUGGAUAGGUCUUUGUUUCUGCACGAGGCACCAGUUAUAGAAACCUUGCAUUUCAAGCUUGGUAAAAUCUGUGGUAGUGGAGAUAUUCGAGUGUGGAUUAGAGCUGCAGAUAAAUGCUUAGUGCAUGAGCUGAUUAUCGAUACUUCUUCUAGUAAAAUUCCAGUCACACUUCCUAGGAGCUUGUAUAGUGGGGGAUGUACAAGGGUUGUGACCUUGAAACUAAGUAACGCGGUUCUCGUGGAUGCUUCCUCCCCGAUUUCUUUCCCAUCACUCAAAAACUUGAGUCUUAUAUCCAUGACGUAUCCAGGUGGUGAUGAGUUUGUCAAGAGGCUUUUAUCUAGUUGUCCUGUUCUUGAAGACUUGGUAGUGAAGAAAUAUCCAGAUGAUAAUGUGGAUAUUUUGAACGUUAGAGUACCUUCUCUAAAGAGUUUAUUCUUGUACAAACUGGCGCACAGACUUAAUAAAAACAAAUCUCAUGGGUUUGUGAUCGACGCUCCAUCUUUAGAGUGCCUGGACAUUGUUGAUUAUUCACGUGGGUUUCGCAUCGUUGAGAAUGAGUUCUCUAAGAUUGUGAAAGCCAAUAUCAAUAUUUUAUCUCCCCAUACGGAGCAAAUUUUGGGUUCUAUAACUUUAGCCAAGCGUCUUAUUCUCUGUUUACCAAGGUCAGAGGAUGCAUAUCCUGUUGAUCGUGUCUUCUAUAGUCUUGUACAUUUAAAGAUGUGCACAUGUGAGAUACAUUGGUUUAAUCGACUUAAGCUUGUACUUAGAGAUUCACCUAAUUUACGAGCUCUCCAACUUGAACAGGUCCAUGGAUUUCGGGACGGGGAACAACGUCUGUGUUGGAGUGAACCGAAUUCAGUUCCUGAAUGUCUAUUAACGAGUCUCGAAACCGUGGAAUGGGUAAAGUAUAAUGGAACAGAGGAAGAGAAGGAAGUAGCAGCCUUCAUCUUAAGAAGCGGAAGCUGUUUGAAGAAGGUCUCUAUCUCCUCUAAAUCCGCUGACCGCGAUAAGAAACAUGAGAUGCUCAAGGAGUUGGCGUUAUCGUAUAGGCGUUCACCUACCUGUCAGCUUGUAUUCAACUGA
Messenger RNA from Camelina sativa (false flax), 1266 nucleotides. The record is from RefSeq and is a predicted model, not a curated record. Lineage: Eukaryota; Viridiplantae; Streptophyta; Magnoliopsida; Brassicales; Brassicaceae.